AUGCCACUGCGCAAGGAGCCACCAACACCACGCUCCGCUGCAGCAGCCUCUCGUCUCUCCUCCACCGCUUCCACAUUCACCUCAGGGUUAGAACCAUUGAUUCCCCUCAAAGCGGGCCAAACAUCGCUCCGGUCCCAAUCUAUACUUACUGAAAAGGAGUACGUUUCGGGACUAUCAAGUAUUAUCAAACGAGAUUUCUUUCCGGAUCUGGAUAGGCUGAAGGCGGAGAAUGCAUAUUUGGCUGCUGUUGAGAGUGAUGAUCCGGGCAGGAUACGGGAGGCGCUGGGUAGGUUGGUGCGGGUAGAUGGUGGGGUGGGGGAGGGGAAGCGGAGGAGGAUUGAGGGUACUCUGGGGAGGGGUGAAGGUGGAAGUGGACACAGGAGUGAAUGGGAUGAUACACCGCUAAUAGGUGCAUUGAAAGGGGCGUUUGAUCCCACGCCUGCCGCCUCAACUCCAGGGACAGCGUACGGAGAUCAAGUGGAGGGAGAGGCAGGGGAAGAGGAGCUAGUAUCUGGUAUCACUCCCAACCUGGACUUAUCGCUAGGAGCGUUUCAGGCGCAAUACACAUCCGAAGGCAACGCCAGCUUUUCUCAGCUUCUUGAUCGCGAUAACCAACGGCACAAACGCAAGUAUGCACAUUUGUUUGCUCGCGAAGAAGCAUCCAAUCAGCGGCGAAAGCAGAUCACACAGACUGAACAGGAAGAUGCAGAAAAGGGCAAACAGUUGGCGAUAGAAGCCAACCCAGAUCAUACAAAGUUGCUAGAGCAGGGAAGAAAGGCAAUGUUGAUGUUCGAAAGCACCACCGGAGGAACACUGGGCGAGGGUAAAGAGAAGGAGAAGGAAAAGAUAGUACUGGCAGAGAGGGAGAGGGAUCCGAUGGACGAUCUAAUCCUAGUUCCCGAGCCAAGGAAAGAUGAUCGCCCGGCACUUACAGGGCUUAACCGCUGGAAACACACCGCUAGAAACGCUCUGAUGUUCGGUCCUGAUGCAAAUACCGACAUUCUUCGUGCUUCUCUACAGCUCAAGGAAAGGGAGGAAGCGGAGAAGCCACAGACGAACUUUAGCGCUAUUCGAACUCUCGAUGAGUCGAACCCCAUCUCUGGUAGGGAAGAGAGGGAGGGCAGUGAAGCGGGUUGGUCUCCCAGCAGUUCACGUGUUGAUGCUGCAAUUCAACGCGGACGGGGCAGAGCAGAUUCGAUCACAUCUUCAGCAAUGGACGGAAUGGAUACGCCCAAAGUUAACGGAUAUGGAUUCAUUACUCCUUAUUCCACCCCCCAACACAGCUUGCAGGGUGAAGGGGAGGAAAAGAUGCACCUCCGAAUCUACAAUGCUAUCAAAGCGAAACGGCGUACCGAUCCCUCUCCUUCCCUUACCAUAAGUGGCGAGAGCGUUAGUGGAAGAGAAUUCAAACUGCCCAACCCUACACGGCGCGAACAGCUGGCUGUGAAGCUAACGGCUUCUGCUUCACUCAAACCUUCUUCGGGGGGUUUGACGCCGUACGGAACACAGAAAUACACCGGACUGUCCACGUUGAGGGCAAGAGCAUUUGCCAGUCCGAGGACGAAGAAAGCGGGAGAACUAACGCCUGCCGCGAGAGCGUUGUUGGAUAGAAGCACGCGUGGGUUGACGCCGAGUAACGGUGGUGGUGUGGGCGAGAGAGGUUGGACUCCUACUCCUCAACGUACUCAAAGGCGGAUGCCUUGA
Molecule: messenger RNA, 1704 nt
Organism: Ustilago hordei
Lineage: Eukaryota; Fungi; Basidiomycota; Ustilaginomycetes; Ustilaginales; Ustilaginaceae
Exons: 1
Coding region: 1-1704 (567 amino acids)
Cellular component (GO): catalytic step 2 spliceosome
Source: RefSeq, a predicted model, not a curated record